AUGGCACGGGUUAAGCAGUGUGCACCUGAUGGGAUGCCUAAUUCUGAUAUCCUCCUCAGGGAUCAGUUUGUGGAGCAUGUUUUUGAUAGCUCCCUUCGCCGUGAACUCAAGCAACUGGUCAGACGUCAGCCUACUGGCACCUUGUUGGAGCUUCGUGGUGAGGCAAUUAGGUGGGAGAGGGAAGGUCUUCCAGGAGGGGAUAGGGGGCGUAGCUCCUCCUUGCCAUCAGCUUAUGGUCUUCAAUAUGGAGUGCAGGGUCGCUUUCAAACCGCCCCUCCUGUUACUUCACCAGGGCCAGGGUUUAGUGAGUUGAUGAACCUUAUGAAGUGUCAACAGGAGCAGCUUAACCAACUCACCCAGGCAGUAGCCUCUCUACAGGCCCCCCGCUCCCGAGUGUCACAGGCACCUGGUCCCGUUAUUGCGGCCUUGCAGCAGUGCCAUCAGUCUGCCGCCCAGACCCCAGGGGGCCACAUUGGCAUUGUGAGAGUCCGAGGCAAACAAGCGGUGCGUAUACCUGGAGGAGUGAUGAAACUAGUUGCUGUUGCCCCCUCAGUGUCAGAUCGGUUAGAGUCAUUAGAUCUGUCUGAAUUGUCUGAGCAUGAGCAAGCCAAUGUAAACUCCCUAAUAGGCAAAUAUCAAUCUGUCUUUUCAACCCAUGAAGGUGAUUUGGGCUGCACCAACCUUCUCUCCCAUGACAUACCUCUGCUCGAUGAGGUUCCUGUUCGUCAGAGGUACCGGCGUAUCCCUCCCUCAGAAUACGAAGAAGUGAAGGCUCACAUUAAUCAACUGUUGGAGUCUCAGGUCAUUAGGGAGAGCUGUAGUCCAUAUGCAUCACCCAUAGUAUUAGUCAGGAAAAAGGAUGGGAACCUGCGCUUAUGCGUGGACUAUCGCCUCCUUAACAGUAAGACCAGAAAGGAUGCAUUCCCUCUGCCUCGCAUCGAGGAGAGCUUGGAUGCACUAUCUGGGGCUUGCUGGUUUUCCACCAUCGAUCUGGCCAGCGGUUAUAAUCAGGUCCCUAUGACGGAACAAGACCGACCCAAAACUGCAUUUUGUACACCAUUUGGCCUUUUCGAGUUUAAUCGCAUGCCUUUUGGUUUGUGUAAUGCCCCAAGCACCUUCCAGCGUCUGAUGCAGAGAAUGUUUGGUAAAGAGCAAGGUCAGUCCUUGUUACUGUAUCUGGAUGACAUUAUUGUCUUCUCAUCCUCUGUGGAACAACAUUUGCAGAGGCUGGAAAUAGUGCUUGAUCGGCUCCAAAAGGAAGGUCUUAAAGCGAAACUCGAAAAGUGUGUAUUCUUUAGACGGGAGGUCGGUUACUUGGGGCAUGUUAUCACAAGCCAGGGAGUGUCCACCGAUCCCAAGAAAAUCGAGGCUGUGUCUAAGUGGCAGCGCCCCCGCCACAUAUCAGAACUACGCUCAUUUUUGGGUUUCGCUAGCUAUUACCGUCGCUUCGUAGAGGGCUUUGCAAAAUUGGCCGGCCCUCUGCAUAAACUUGUGGCCGAGCUGGCAGGUACCAAAUCCAAGAAGGGGCCAGGCCUAACUUUAGGUGCUGCGUGGACACCUCAGUGUGAGGCGAGCUUUGAGGCCUUAAAGGCAAAGUUGGUCUCGUCCCCAGUGUUAGUAUAUGCCGACUUCAGAAAGCCUUUCAUUUUAGAAAUUGAUGCCAGCUAUAGUGGUCUUGGGGCUGUACUCUCACAGGAGACUGACAAUUGCGUGAAACCCAUGGCCUAUGCUAGCAGAGGCCUUCGACCCCCUGAGCGCAACAUGACAAACUAUAGUUCCAUGAAGUUGGAAUUCUUGGCACUCAAGUGGGCUAUGACGGAGAAGUUCCGGGAGUAUCUGUUGGGGCAUACGUGCAUUGUCUAUACCGACAACAACCCGUUGAGCUACCUCCAGUCAGCAAAAUUGGGGGCCACAGAGCAACGAUGGGCCGCUCAAUUGGCCGACUUUGACUUUACCAUUAAGUAUCGUUCAGGUCGCAGCAACAGAAACGCUGAUGCGCUUUCACGGCAGUAUGUUUCUGGCACCAAUUUAGUUGAUCAUGUCUUGCCUGGCACUACGGUCCCCCUAGCCUUUCAGCAAGUGCUACUAACAGAUCCGGGGUUGUCCGCCACUCAGUCCCUAGUCUCAGUUCUCCCAUCACACUCUGCACCUGAUCUCCGCUCCUUACAGGAAGAUGAUCCAUUUCUAAAAAGCGUGUUUGUGUUUUGGCGACGUAAAGCGCCGCCCACCUCGGCUGAACAGCAACAUUUGCCCAAGCCAGUCAUGGCAAUUCUGCGCCAAUGGGACCGCUUGGUGGAGAAAGACUAGGUUCUGCUCCGCCGAGUCUUCCGCUCAGACGGGGGAGAGGAGGCUCUCCAGUUAAUAUUACCUGCAGUUCUCAAGCAGGAGACCUUGAACCAGCUUCACCAAGAGCACAGCCACCAGGGCAUCGAGCGAACUACAGAAUUGGUCAGACAACGCUGUUAUUGGCCAGGAAUGUCUUCGGACAUUAAGAAUUGGGUUCAAGAGUGUGAGCGCUGCCAAGUCGCUAAGGACUCAGGGCAUGUGCCACAUAGUUUUAUGGGCCACCUGCUUGCCUCCCGACCCAAUGAGAUUGUGGCCAUCGAUUUCACACUAUUGGAACCUUCCCGGAACGGUUUAGAAAAUGUCUUAGUAAUGACAGACGUGUUUAGUAAAUUUACUGUCGCCAUCCCUACACGGGAUCAACGAGCCUCCACUGUGGCUCAGGUCUUAGUUCAGGAGUGGUUUUAUAAGUUCGGUGUUCCAGGCCGCCUCCACUCGGACCAAGGAAGGAACUUUGAGAGUUCUUUGAUUCACCAGCUCUGCUCUUUGUACGGGGUCACCAAAUCCCGUACUACCCCAUACCACCCUGCGGGUAACGGCCAAUGCGAGCGGUUUAAUAGAACUCUUCAUAACCUCCUUCGUACCCUACCAGUUUCACGAAAACGGGACUGGGCCUCCUGUCUGUCCCAGGUGCUGUUUUGUUAUAACACCACACCUCAUCAGGGCACUGGUGAGUCGCCGUUCCUUCUAAUGUUUGGGCAGGAACCUCGGCUUCCUGUGGACUUCCUUCUGGGUCGAGUUCAAGACCCAGUACCUGGCGGGGUGCAGGACUGGGUGGUCGAACACCAAGCUCGACUCAGAGUUGCUUUCGAGGGUGCUCGUGAACGGUUGUUGGCUGCUACUAGUAAAAGAAAAUCGCGGCAUGAUCAGCGGGUCCGAGACCUACCUUUCACAGUAGGCCAAUUAGUGUACCUGAGGGACCACAGCGUUAGAGGGCGACAUAAAAUCCAAGACCUUUGGAAUGCCCAGGUCCAUCAGGUUGUGAAGGCUCCCUGCGGUGAUGGAGCAGUGUACACGGUUACCCCUGUAAAUGACCCGCAGAAGGUCAAACGCGUACAUCGGGACAUGGUCAAGGCCGUGGUCCCGCAUGAGGUUGCAAAUUCCCCAUCUAACAUGCCCUCUCCGCCGUCCUUGGCCGUACGGGAUGAUGAGUCCUCUAAUGCCGGAGACUUGUGGGUUUUGGUUCAGGAAACCCUUUGUCCACAGUCUGCGGUGGUUCCAUCUCCCCUAGGGUUCCUACCCGAGCAGCUAGAUCACGUGUCACAGGCACCUGGUCCCGUUAUUGCGGCCUUGCAGCAGUGCCAUCAGUCUGCCGCCCAGACCCCAGGGGGCCACAUUGGCAUUGUGAGAGUCCGAGGCAAACAAGCGGUGCGAAUACCUGGAGGAGUGAUGAAACUAGUUGCUGUGUCAGAUCGGUUAGAGUCAUUAGAUCUGUCUGAAUUGUCUGAGCAUGAGCAAGCCAAUGUAAACUCCCUAAUAGGCAAAUAUCAAUCUGUCUUUUCAACCCAUGAAGGUGAUUUGGGCUGCACCAACCUUCUCUCCCAUGACAUACCUCUGCUCGAUGAGGUUCCUGUUCGUCAGAGGUACCGGCGUAUCCCUCCCUCAGAAUACGAAGAAGUGAAGGCUCACAUUAAUCAACUGUUGGAGUCUCAGGUCAUUAGGGAGAGCUGUAGUCCAUAUGCAUCACCCAUAGUAUUAGUCAGGAAAAAGGAUGGGAACCUGCGCUUAUGCGUGGACUAUCGCCUCCUUAACAGUAAGACCAGAAAGGAUGCAUUCCCUCUGCCUCGCAUCGAGGAGAGCUUGGAUGCACUAUCUGGGGCUUGCUGGUUUUCCACCAUCGAUCUGGCCAGCGGUUAUAAUCAGGUCCCUAUGACGGAACAAGACCGACCCAAAACUGCAUUUUGUACACCAUUUGGCCUUUUCGAGUUUAAUCGCAUGCCUUUUGGUUUGUGUAAUGCCCCAAGCACCUUCCAGCGUCUGAUGCAGAGAAUGUUUGGUAAAGAGCAAGGUCAGUCCUUGUUACUGUAUCUGGAUGACAUUAUUGUCUUCUCAUCCUCUGUGGAACAACAUUUGCAGAGGCUGGAAAUAGUGCUUGAUCGGCUCCAAAAGGAAGGUCUUAAAGCGAAACUCGAAAAGUGUGUAUUCUUUAGACGGGAGGUCGGUUACUUGGGGCAUGUUAUCACAAGCCAGGGAGUGUCCACCGAUCCCAAGAAAAUCGAGGCUGUGUCUAAGUGGCAGCGCCCCCGCCACAUAUCAGAACUACGCUCAUUUUUGGGUUUCGCUAGCUAUUACCGUCGCUUCGUAGAGGGCUUUGCAAAAUUGGCCGGCCCUCUGCAUAAACUUGUGGCCGAGCUGGCAGGUACCAAAUCCAAGAAGGGGCCAGGCCUAACUUUAGGUGCUGCGUGGACACCUCAGUGUGAGGCGAGCUUUGAGGCCUUAAAGGCAAAGUUGGUCUCGUCCCCAGUGUUAGUAUAUGCCGACUUCAGAAAGCCUUUCAUUUUAGAAAUUGAUGCCAGCUAUAGUGGUCUUGGGGCUGUACUCUCACAGGAGACUGACAAUUGCGUGAAACCCAUGGCCUAUGCUAGCAGAGGCCUUCGACCCCCUGAGCGCAACAUGACAAACUAUAGUUCCAUGAAGUUGGAAUUCUUGGCACUCAAGUGGGCUAUGACGGAGAAGUUCCGGGAGUAUCUGUUGGGGCAUACGUGCAUUGUCUAUACCGACAACAACCCGUUGAGCUACCUCCAGUCAGCAAAAUUGGGGGCCACAGAAAUUGGAAGGAACUUUGAGAGUUCUUUGAUUCACCAGCUCUGCUCUUUGUACGGGGUCACCAAAUCCCGUACUACCCCAUACCACCCUGCGGGUAACGGCCAAUGCGAGCGGUUUAAUAGAACUCUUCAUAACCUCCUUCGUACCCUACCAGUUUCACGAAAACGGGACUGGGCCUCCUGUCUGUCCCAGGUGCUGUUUUGUUAUAACACCACACCUCAUCAGGGCACUGGUGAGUCGCCGUUCCUUCUAAUGUUUGGGCAGGAACCUCGGCUUCCUGUGGACUUCCUUCUGGGUCGAGUUCAAGACCCAGUACCUGGCGGGGUGCAGGACUGGGUGGUCGAACACCAAGCUCGACUCAGAGUUGCUUUCGAGGGUGCUCGUGAACGGUUGUUGGCUGCUACUAGUAAAAGAAAAUCGCGGCAUGAUCAGCGGGUCCGAGACCUACCUUUCACAGUAGGCCAAUUAGUGUACCUGAGGGACCACAGCGUUAGAGGGCGACAUAAAAUCCAAGACCUUUGGAAUGCCCAGGUCCAUCAGGUUGUGAAGGCUCCCUGCGGUGAUGGAGCAGUGUACACGGUUACCCCUGUAAAUGACCCGCAGAAGGUCAAACGCGUACAUCGGGACAUGGUCAAGGCCGUGGUCCCGCAUGAGGUUGCAAAUUCCCCAUCUAACAUGCCCUCUCCGCCGUCCUUGGCCGUACGGGAUGAUGAGUCCUCUAAUGCCGGAGACUUGUGGGUUUUGGUUCAGGAAACCCUUUGUCCACAGUCUGCGGUGGUUCCAUGUACCAGGCCUUUGGAAAGCCCUCCUGUCCUGAUCCCAUUGGAGAACAGGCCCAGUAUCUCAAUACCUGUUGCUUGUUUGCCUUCUUCCUUACCAGCUCCCCUAGGGUUCCUACCCGAGCAGCUAGAUCACGGUCAGUUGGCCCUGCGCCGAUCUGCUCGGUCCACGGCAGGGCACCACUCAAAUGUCCACCAUCUUCCUUGCCCUGUUGAGCUACAACCUCAGGAAAACAAUACACCCCUAGGCCCGAUGUCCAAUGCCCAGUUGGCCAUUUUUAGGCCUUGGUGUUAA
This is a messenger RNA of Pleuronectes platessa (European plaice), 6183 nucleotides long. RefSeq lists its product as uncharacterized. Gene Ontology annotation, molecular function: nucleic acid binding. Gene Ontology annotation, biological process: DNA integration. The transcript has 8 exons. NCBI's taxonomy places the organism in Eukaryota, Metazoa, Chordata, Actinopteri, Pleuronectiformes, Pleuronectidae. The record is from RefSeq and is a predicted model, not a curated record.